Molecule: messenger RNA, 1041 nt
Organism: Sesamum indicum (sesame)
Lineage: Eukaryota; Viridiplantae; Streptophyta; Magnoliopsida; Lamiales; Pedaliaceae
Source: RefSeq, a predicted model, not a curated record
AUGGACACAUAUCAAGGAUACCACCAGAUCCUCAUGGCGACUGAAGAUCGCAAGAAGACAUCUUUCGUUACAGAUAAAGGGGCAACAUAUCAAAGGCUGGUGAACAAGAUGUUCGCAAGUCAGAUCGGAAAAUUGAUGGAGGUCUAUGUGGACGACAUGCUCGUUAAGAGUCAAAAAGCAGAAGACCAUCUAACACAUUUGGAGACGGCCUUCGCGAUUAUGAGAAGGUAUGGGAUGAAGCUGAAUCCAAACAAAUGCACAUUCGGGGUUGGAGGAGGCAAAUUCUUGGGUUUCAUGAUUAGCGAACGGGGAAUUGAAGCGAACCCAGAAAAAAUUGAUGCGAUCCUGAAUCUAAAAUCCCCCACAUCUGUGAAAGAAGUGCAGAAAUUAACAGUCGAACUGGGGGAGUUCGACAUUAGUUACCAGAGUCGGACAGCAGAGAACGCACAAGUACUUGCAGACUUUAUGAAUGAAACAUCAAGCGAGCCACCCCAAGAAUCGGGCAUCUGGAUGCUACAUGUAGAUGGGUCGGCUAAUGCGAAUAAUGGAGGCGCAUGGAUAUUGAUAGAAGGGCCCGGUGGGAUCGAGAUGGAGAUCGUCGUUCGCUUAUCAUUUACAGUUACAAACAACGAAGCCGAAUAUGAAGCACUGAUUUUAGGCUUAGAAUUGGCAUAUGAAGCUGGGGCUCGCAACCUUGAGGCAUACACUGACUCACAGCUAGUCGCAAUGCAAAUCGAAGGGAUGUAUGAAGCUAAAGAGAAAUCAAUGAUAGCUUACAAGGAGAGAGCGGAACUACUCAUGCAACGUUUUGAUAAAUGUUCACUUCAGCAGAUCUCGAGAGACGAAAACGAGAGGGCAGAUUCCCUAGCAAAGUUUGGAGCCCUUCUAUCAGGGAUAAGAGAUAGAGGGAUAACAAUAAUGAUCAAGAAGCACCCGGCGACCUCGAAUAAUGGAGAAAUGAAUACGAUCGAAACUCCACGCGCUGGAUCGAAGAAAUCAUAUCUUAUUUGCGAGAAGGGAGAUUGCCAGGAGACCCAUUAA